CAUGCCCUGGUGUUGGCAACGUAGCAUUGCAUACUCCAAGCUGCUGAUGUUUAAACACGUGGUUAUGGGCAGCUUAGUUGCCUCCUGCCGUGGCCGGGGCUGCAGCCUGCGCCUGUCUCAUCUUGGCGAGUUCGACCACUCUGUCGACGGCCGGCAGGACAGCCUUGGCGGCGUCCAGCGCGCCAAAGCGCUCCACCCACGCCGCCAGGAGAGGGCCGAAGAAAGGCUUCACCCAAGCCUCCUGCAGUACAUCGACGAAGCAUUCGCCGACAUCGGCCGCUCCCUCCUCCCCUCCGACCCCCACCAGCGCGCGGUCGCUCGCUUCUGGGCCUCCUACAUCGAUGACAAGCUCGUGAUCCCAUGGGUGCGGUCGUUCAGGGGCAAGACGGAGGAGGAGAAGUCUGAGUGGAUGGAGCAGACGCUCAUCGCCGUGGAGACCCUGGAAGGAGCCCUGAGGGAGUGCCCCAAGGGCAAGGGCUUCUUCGGCGGCGACAAUGUCGGGCUCGUCGACGUCGUGCUGGGCAGCCUGCUCACGUGGGUGCACGCGGCUGAGGUGAUGUCCGGGGCCAAGAUGUUUGACCCUGCUAAGACCCCAUUGCUGGCCGCGUGGAUGCAGCGCUUCGACGAGCUUGCCGCUGCCAAGGCCGUCAUGCCGGACGUUAAUAGGAUGGUCGAGUUCAAGACGAGGCAGGCACAGGCCAUCUCUGUCGCUGCAGCUUCACAGCGUCAGUAAACUAAGCUGGCAUUAGGUGUUGGAACUACUAGGAAUACCCCUGUACCCGUUAUGUGAUGAUUUAUUUUCCAUAUUUGC
Triticum urartu is the source of this 811-nucleotide messenger RNA. Its product is annotated as putative glutathione S-transferase GSTU6. Gene Ontology annotation, cellular component: cytoplasm. Gene Ontology annotation, molecular function: glutathione transferase activity. The record is from RefSeq and is a predicted model, not a curated record. Gene Ontology annotation, biological process: glutathione metabolic process. NCBI's taxonomy places the organism in Eukaryota, Viridiplantae, Streptophyta, Magnoliopsida, Poales, Poaceae.